This is a messenger RNA of Epinephelus moara (kelp grouper), 4990 nucleotides long. RefSeq names its product kelch domain containing 3 (gene klhdc3). Gene Ontology annotation, molecular function: chromatin binding; protein binding. Lineage: Eukaryota; Metazoa; Chordata; Actinopteri; Perciformes; Serranidae. The record is from RefSeq and is a predicted model, not a curated record. The transcript is spliced from 11 exons. The coding region runs from base 211 to 1359 and encodes 382 amino acids. Gene Ontology annotation, cellular component: cytoplasm.
GGGUGCUAGCGGACGCGCUUCUCCUCCCAACACGUCACGAGGGAGUCGGUAGGAGCUCCCAGUGGAAAGCACUGCUUCUCUAUGGUCUAAACACCAGUUACCACAACCGACUCGACCCGAAGGUUUCAAUGGCACUGGCUUGAUGGGAUCCAAGCGGGUGGCAAAGUGAUGGUGUAAGGACUCGCAGUCACGGAGGUGCUUGCGCGUGGAAUGUUGCGCUGGUCAGUGCACCUAGAAGGAGGGCCGCGGAGAGUCAACCAUGCUGCUGUGGCGGUGGGACACAAGGUGUACUCCUUUGGAGGCUACUGCUCCGGGGAGGACUAUGAGACACUCCGUCAGAUUGAUGUGCAUGUUUUCAACACAGUGUCUUUGCGCUGGAUGAAGUUGCCUCCAGUGAGGACGGGAGGACAUGAACGUGCCCGUGAAGUGCCAUAUAUGCGCUAUGGCCACACAGCUGUGCUGCUGGAUGAUAUUAUCUACCUCUGGGGUGGGCGUAAUGACACAGAGGGGGCCUGCAAUGUGCUUUAUGCCUUUGAUGUCAACACCCACAGAUGGUUCACACCCAAGAUUUCGGGGACUGUUCCAGGGGCGAGGGAUGGGCACUCGUCCUGUGUCCUCGGGAAAGCAAUGUAUAUAUUUGGAGGAUAUGAGCAGCUGGCUGACUGCUUCUCAAAUGACAUUCACAAGCUGGACACCACCACCAUGGUGUGGUCAUUAAUUAAUGCCAGGGGCACUCCGGCACGCUGGAGGGACUUCCACUCGGCCACCAUCAUCGGGACAAAGAUGUUUGUGUUUGGAGGGCGGGCGGACCGCUUCGGUCCCUUCCACUCCAACAACGAGAUCUACUGCAACAAGAUCAAAGUGUUCGACACAGAGACCAACUGCUGGCUGAGCACCCCUUCAACACAGCCAUCGCCAGACGGACGCAGGAGUCAUUCAGCCUUUUCCUACAACGGGGAACUGUAUAUAUUUGGAGGAUACAAUGCCAGACUGGACCGGCACUUCAACGACCUCUGGAAAUUCAAUCCAGAAGCCUUCUCCUGGAAGAAAGUAGAACCGAAGGGGAAAGGCCCAUGUCCGCGGAGACGACAGUGCUGUUGUAUGGUUGGGGAUCGAAUCAUCCUCUUUGGAGGAACAAGCCCCUGUCCAGAGCAAGGAAUGGGUGAUGAAUUUAACCUCAUGGAUCAUUCAGACCUGUAUAUCUUAGACUUCAGCCCUAAUUUGAAGACGUUAUGCAAAAUAGCUGUUAUUCAGUACAGUCUGGAGCAGUCAGGACUCCCACAUGAUAUCAGGUGGGAACUGGCAGCCAUGACCACCAACAGCAACAUCAGCAGGCCCAUCUUCUCCUCCCACGGCUGAGGCUGCUGAAUGUGAAACAGAAGCGGGACUUCUUGCUCUGUUUCAGGACACCAAGCUUUUAUCUUUCUAAUCAGCUGAGCUCCGGCGGACUGUUUUUGUAGAGUUUGGAUCUGUACGGGAUUUAUUUUCCACAUUCUCCAAGUGAAAACUCAUUACUGACCAAAAUAUCCUGCGUAUGAUUUCCUCGGGCACCACGAGCACUCGCUCGUGUCUGAGGAUAUUUUAACCCUUGGGACACUGGUUACUCGUGACAGAAAUUGUUGACACCUGUUCACCUUUUUUGUCUUUUUUUCUAGCCUCUCUAGAAAUCCAAUCAGCCUAUGAUAAUCAUAGACUUCUAAUCUUAAGCACAGGAAGAGACAAGAACUUCAGCCAAAGGUCUUGAGAGCUAACCUCUUUGUUGAGAACGUCGUCCUGAUAUCACACUCAACAGAUCUCCCCCAAGAGACACAUGAACCGUGUGUUCCACAUAAAGACUAAGAUGGUCAUGAGUUUGUAUAUCUUGCAGCUCUAACUUGGUCAUAAAACCAUGUAAAACUACGACGCCCAUUUGCGGGAAAUGAAGUGAAUUACACCGUAUAUGGAGUGGACGAGGCUAACUUAUUACUUUGGUGUUGAUUGCAAGGUGAGAGAGUAUUGGGUACAACAUUUUGGGGUGUUAUGCUUGUGAAAGGUUCUGUUUGACUGGCUUUCAAUGCUCAAACUUUUUUCCCUAUUUCAUCAUAACUUGGCGAGCACCUUUCUCCUCGUAAGUGUCUCAAAGUUGAUUUUGCAGGGCGACUGAAGCAAGCCUUGUAAAACUAAUCAAGUCCAUCUACCUCCCUCAAUAGCAUGUAUCAUUCAGUCUUUAAUAAGACUUCCAUACAUUAGACAUUUUCUUUCUCCCGAAAAAAAAAAGCCUUUUCACAGGGAAGUUUGUAAUUGUGGUUGUCUGUUGUAUUCUUCCAAGAAAGGCUGUCCUAUCACUGGAAGAGUGCGACUCACCUGCCACCCCACCCCUCACCCUGCAGUUUGUUUUUCAGUGCCAAAUGUAGAAAGGAAUCAUGAUGCAAAUAUAUACUGUGUAUGUGUGUAAGCACGUGGUCCCGUCUACACGUAAUCCUAGUCCACCUGCUUCAGUUUGCCUGUUAUUGUUGAGGGAGAUGAUCACUAAUAUGCAUAAUGUAGUGGUUCCACUUAUAGACAAUCCUACAGCGACCAGAGACUCUCCUCGUGACCUGUGCUUAUUCACAGCGCGGUGAAAAACCAGGACAGGGUGCACGUGUGUUUGUGUACAACUACGAGCAAAGCUGAACCUGAGCAGAUGUUAUAAAUGCAUAAGGGCUGUUAUUAGAUUACACACUCGCCACACAGCUGGAAAAUGACUCUGGAUUAGUCAAAUUGGGGAUGUUUAUUCAGGUUGUGUGUUUGUAUUCUGAUUACAAAUUUUAGAACAAAAGUUUGAAAACACAAGAGCGGUGGUGGUGGUCUUUUUUAAAGCUUUUAUCUCCAUCCACGAGUUAAAGGAAAAGGCUGGUGAUAUUCUGCAUUUUUGAUUAAGUCAACAUAGUGAACAUAAAAAGACCAAAACCUACAAUGUGUUAGUCCGUCUCUCAACACUACCCUACCAACUUUUGGUCAAUUAAUUUGCAAAAACAGCUGGGCGCUGUAGUUUUGAACAGCUGUGCUGCGUUCACAUGGAAUCAGGCAGACGGUAGACGGCACAUGGAUAACACCUUUUAGGAUGGCACAGGAAAAACAAACAGUCCAACAAGAUGGCAGGGCGGCAAAGAAGUAAAAAAAAUUUAACUUUGAACAGCAGUGCCAUCUACCAUUAUCAAUACCAGCCUCACUUCAUUUAACUGUCCUGCUCUCAUUCACUAAAAUGAUAUUCGGUUUUCCAUUUACCGUCUCCCUGAUUGCAUGUGAACGCAUUACUUAAACAUGAGUAAAAUGUGUUAAUAGUUUUCGGACAAUGAAAGUUUAUGGAGUAAGAUUUAUUUUGGGACUUUGGAUACACCGACAAUACUUGUUAGAACAAUUAAUUGUUGUUUUUGGUCUUUUUUGAGGGAUUAGUUGACAAAAGGAAAAAAAAAAAUCUGAAUAUCACCAGACUUAUCUUGUGAAUAUGACAUGCCAUCUAAAUGAAUAACUUGGUGAGGAUGAAUAUACAGGCAAAAUGAUUUUAUUUAUACUGCCUAUUUAUUUUGAUGUGAAUAGGAACUGUGUUACCACAUACUUGUGAGCUGCAUCAGUGUUUUUCAGUCCUGGUCUUUGGGACCAUGUGCGCUGCCGUUUUGUGUUCACCCAGAUAGUUGAAUUGAAUCUGUAUCAGUCAGUCUCUGAUUAGCUGGUCAGGAUUAAACCCUGCAGGGCUCUGGGUCGCAAAUAUCAGGACUGGAUGACACUGACCUAACAUGGUAAAUGUUUACAAAUCUGUGUAAUUUCAUGUAAAGCAGUGUAAACAAUCUUAAAUGCAGGUUGAAGUCACCAGAAAACUGCACUAAAGCCAAUCAUGGCAUGGCAGGCCUUACAGAGAGGAGACGUGUCGAUGCUGCUUUUUGCCUAAGUAGAGUUCAAGAGUUUGAGACGUUCGCCUGCCCAAACCAAGUCUGAAUUUUCUUUAUAGACCGGUGGUGCCAAUGUGACUCAGUCUUAUGCCCUGUACACUGCACAUGCACAUGGACAUAUCACACACUUGAUAUUCCUCUGUACCCCUGGACUAUACAACAGCUGAUGCAGUGAAACCACAGGGAGCUAAUCGUGUGUUCACGGAAAAAAAAAAGGAAAAAAAAAAAACUACUGGUGAACAAAUCAAACUGUUUAUGUGACACCAAAUGGCCGCAGGCAAAACUGAUGAUGUUUAUUUCUUUUUUUUUCUAACGUGUGGUGUGGAAGUCAUUUUUAUUUUAGGAUUUUGGUCCUUAUGCGUGUGAAGAUUAUGGGUGAUGGUAUUUUCAGUCGAGAACUUUUCAGGCUUAUGACAUGAAGUAAAUAUCAAGUUAAUGACAAUGUAGACACUAUGGUCGAAAAUAAAAUACCUGCACAACACAUUUCCUCAGUGAUGGUCGCUCACUUACCUCCAACAAGGCGAUGCUAAUGACGAGUGAUUUUUGCCCACAUAUAUUGGCGAUACAUUUUUAAUGGCAGUGAUGUAACACUGCAGUUUCUGAGGCUCCCCUGCUGUUUCUCAUUUAACUUUAUGAGAGGGUUUCAGCAAAUAGUUGAUCCAACUCGGCAGCAGGGAGACUCUUGCUUAUCAAAAAGCUGCUUCUGUUGAGAAAAGUGCAUCAUCAGAUCACAGCGCACACUCAUUAUAACGCAUUCAGAGUGAGCAGUAAUUAUUUCCCAAGCAGAAGUACGCGAGUGGACUGAUUUCAUGCCAAGAAAUGUGUUCUGUCUUUAGGGCUUACAGUAUAUGGUUGAAUAAUUCAUAAACAACAAAGAAUGCUUGGAAAAAAAAAACAGAACAAAGUAUGGAGUGUAUUUGGGUUUAUUUUACAACUGUGCAGGCUCCCUAUGCUUAUCGUUUUUAUUUUAUUUUAUAUUUGACACAUUUUUCAGAGGGGACUGUCAAGGUUGGUCAGGACUUCCUGUGCAAUAUGCUUUAUUACUGUAUCAAUAAUAAAUCUGAGACAAUUUGAGUUGUUAA